AUGUCCUUGUGUACAUCGUUUGAAGAAAGGAUCAAGCAAUUUGAUCAACUGAACUCCAAGAAAAGCAUCAUUGUUUUCGACAUUCUAUUCAUCGAGUUCUUUAUUGGUACCUUUGGCUCCAAGGAAAGAUCAUUCAGGAGCUUUGUUGGAAAGCCGAAGUAUAAGUCUAGCAAAAAGCAACCUGGUCCCGAAGCUCGAUUAGAUUUUCUUAACCAGAGGAAAGCUGAAGAUGGAGGUUCGAAUGUCUUGUUGAAUGAAUCGCUGUCUUCAUGCCGAGCGACAGUUGAUCGCUGCGCUACCAAGGAUAGAACUUCAGAUACCAUCAGCUUGAAAUACCCAGGCGAAAAGUUGGAGUUGAGCUUGGAGUUACUUGAAGGUUUGGAAAGCUUGCUUGGGCCUGAAUUUGGCCCAGAGCUCAACGACACUAUUGAAUCUAGCAAUAAACAAACUCGACAACCCGAUACUCCAGAGCGAAUUUCUCCACAACAGAUUCUCAAGCAGGUCCAUGACAGUUUUGGAAGCAAUGAUAAGAAACAUAAGUAUGGGAAUACUCCACAAGAGCAGUCAAUAUUUUCUUUGACAUACGAAGAAGAAAACACGAUGCUCAAGCAUUUUUUCAAGAAGCUCUUGCCGUUGUUGGAUGCACAUCCUAAUUCGCCUUGGCCUGAAUUGGCCCUAAAAUACUGUGAGUUUGAUAUUGCAAGGAGCUGUUUUAUUUCGCUAGCUUGUAUCCAUAUAUACGAGAGCAAAAAAGGAGGACCGGAUUUCUACAAUAAAGGAGUGGCCCAUAUCAAUAUGACAUUGGAGUAUUUGCUUGAUUUCAUUAAAUCCAAUUCAAAAAGCCAGAGCCAGGAACACAUUAAAGACAUCGACUCGAGGGCCAAACGGGUAACCUCGUUUGCCAUAUUACUCUUGAUCAAUGUCCACAUACUCUUUGCCGUGCUUGAAAAUGGAAAGAGUCGUAUGGUGAGAUUGCUCUUCCGGAUUUUUGCAUCGAUUUGUGAGAAUCCAGCAUUUGUUGAUGAAUUGUUGGUGGAUAAUGAUAAUAACCAAUCCGAACUUUUGGAUUAUCGCAAAUAUGUCGCAAUCCAUCAAGAGUUGAAAUAUGUGUCAAAUUUGAAAGGAGCCCAAUGUUGGGCACUUGCAGUGUAUGUCACAUUAACAAAGGUUGUCCAACCUGAAUCGUACGACAUUAUCAUUCGAAAGCUGGUGAACGAAUUUAUCUCUGUUUAUUCAUCAAUGGACCCAUCCUCUCCCAUCGUUACACAAAUGGUGUGGCCAAUUUAUGCCAUAGGCUGUGAGUGUAAGUCAAGAUAUGAAAGAAAUCAGAUGUCAGUUUUCAUGGACAGAUUGUACGAGAACGCCCAAAUGGGGACAUUAUUCUCUUUGAGGUAUAUGGUCUACAACGUGUGGGACACGGGACUUACCUCGGAAGAGUGCUUAGCGGAAUGGCUAGAUAACGAUGAGGAUUAUUUACCGUUGUAG
Suhomyces tanzawaensis NRRL Y-17324 is the source of this 1485-nucleotide messenger RNA. RefSeq lists its product as uncharacterized. NCBI's taxonomy places the organism in Eukaryota, Fungi, Ascomycota, Pichiomycetes, Serinales, Debaryomycetaceae. Bases 1 to 1485 code for a protein of 494 amino acids. The transcript is spliced from 3 exons. The record is from RefSeq and is a predicted model, not a curated record.